Chelonia mydas (Green sea turtle) is the source of this 3430-nucleotide messenger RNA. It is a transcript of the gene MAB21L1, whose product is annotated as mab-21 like 1. Lineage: Eukaryota; Metazoa; Chordata; Testudines; Cheloniidae. Bases 901 to 1980 code for a protein of 359 amino acids. The record is from RefSeq and is a predicted model, not a curated record. The transcript has a single exon.
UACGUAUCUGUUCUUUAAAGAGUGAAUCCCCAUAUAUAGCUCAGUAGUUGAUGGAUCUCCAUUAAUACACCUGCAUUCACAUUUCAGCCUUAAAGAGACAAACAGGGAUUUAGUGCAGAACACCACAGUUUUGCCAAGUCCUUUCAAAACAUCAGUACGCUUCAAAUUACACCAAAAGCCGAGAGAUUCUUCUUGAUUUCCAAAAUGUAUAGGUGGCCUGGAUGCUUUUCUGCCAGCAGCCGCCUACCUUUAGUUUGUGUAUACAUAUAUACGUGUAUAUAUAGCCAAGAGACGGAUUAAUUAGCCGGGUUUGAGCUGAAGGAGGCUGCAGUGACGAGACCAGUGGCGAUUGGCCGCCCGCCUGCCUGGCCCUGCCUUUAUAAUUUCCACACGAGAGCAUCUGGGCUCUUAUACUAACCAACAGCCAGCUUCUCCUGACACAUACACACACACAACACACCGACACCCAGCACUUUUCCCACCAUCUGAUUAACAACCCUGCACACACACACAGUGAUUACUACAGGAAAACAUAAAUACAUACGAAGAGGGUUUAUUAUUUUGACUACUGGAAGCCUUGCUGUGUCUCAGUUCAACUUUUGUUUUUAUUGCUGCUGGGGAAUUGCCGAUCUCAAGGCUUUGCUCUCACUCAAUGAUCCUUUAAAAAAAGAAAGGAAAGGAAAGAAAAAUAUCGCUCCCCCCUUCGAGACGGCUGCUCUGAAAAGGCAGGAAGAGAGCAUCUGAGCAGCAGUUGCCACAGCGUGUUUUGAAAGACAUUUGUUACGUUUCAGAGCGCUGCAGCCUGUUUCCCCUCUGAAGUUGGCUCCAGCCUUAGCAGCCGCAUUGGAUCCCACAGCCUAUUGCGAGACUCCGGUAUACAAUCCGGAUCUCUGCCCCAAUAUGAUCGCGGCCCAGGCCAAGCUGGUGUAUCAUCUGAAUAAAUACUACAACGAGAAAUGCCAAGCCAGGAAAGCCGCCAUCGCCAAAACUAUCCGAGAAGUCUGCAAAGUGGUUUCGGACGUACUAAAGGAAGUGGAGGUGCAGGAGCCCCGUUUCAUCAGCUCUUUGAACGAGAUGGACAACCGCUAUGAGGGCCUGGAGGUCAUUUCUCCCACCGAGUUUGAAGUGGUCCUUUAUCUGAACCAAAUGGGAGUUUUCAACUUCGUGGACGACGGCUCUUUGCCGGGCUGCGCCGUGUUAAAGUUAAGCGAUGGGCGCAAGAGGAGCAUGUCCCUUUGGGUGGAGUUCAUCACGGCUUCUGGUUAUCUUUCUGCUCGCAAAAUCCGGUCCAGAUUUCAGACUCUGGUGGCCCAAGCCGUGGAUAAAUGCAGUUACAGAGAUGUGGUAAAGAUGGUGGCUGACACGAGUGAAGUGAAACUGAGAAUCAGAGAUAGAUAUGUCGUGCAGAUCACUCCAGCUUUUAAAUGCACAGGGAUCUGGCCAAGGAGUGCUGCCCACUGGCCACUUCCCCACAUCCCCUGGCCGGGACCCAACAGGGUAGCAGAGGUCAAAGCUGAAGGAUUCAACCUUUUAUCCAAGGAGUGUCACUCUCUAGCAGGCAAGCAGAGUUCAGCCGAGAGCGAUGCCUGGGUGUUGCAGUUCGCAGAAGCGGAGAACAGACUGCAGAUGGGCGGCUGCAGAAAGAAAUGCCUCUCUAUUCUCAAAACCUUACGGGAUCGUCAUCUGGAACUGCCGGGCCAGCCCCUGAAUAAUUAUCACAUGAAGACUCUGGUUUCAUACGAGUGUGAAAAGCAUCCCCGGGAAUCGGACUGGGACGAGUCUUGUCUGGGCGACCGGCUCAACGGGAUUUUACUGCAACUCAUCUCCUGCCUUCAGUGCAGGAGGUGCCCACAUUACUUCUUGCCCAACUUAGACCUGUUUCAGGGAAAACCUCAUUCAGCCCUGGAAAAUGCAGCCAAACAAACUUGGCGACUGGCUAGGGAAAUACUCACCAACCCGAAAAGUUUGGAAAAACUUUAGAGGACAAUUAAAAUGGGCCUAACUGAUCAGUCUUCUUAUUUUCAGAUAAAGUUUAAACUUCCUGUUCGAAAAGUCAAAUAUUUCCACUUGAGAAUGCUAAUAAUAUUCUCUUUAAAAGGAAUAUUGCUUAGGCUCCUCACACACACUCACAACAGCAAACACUAUGACAUGUCUUCAUCACAGUUUUGAAAUUCCCCCUGAAAAAUGUAUCUUAACACCCGGAAACAAAUUCGGCUGUAAUUUAACAUGAUUGUGACCAUUCUGCCUAGAAACGGCACCAAUGGAUUAUAACAAACCCCAGUAUUUUUGUGUAAAUCCCUCUGUGAGUAAAAGCUAUUUGGAUAUGCCAUCUGAACAAAACCCUAAUGUACAUUUUAAUUUGUAUCAAAUAUUGUGAUCGCACAUUGUCUUUGAAAUUGUGGAUGUUGGUGUUUUGUGAUUUGGUGAACAGAAGUUAAAUUGCCAUUUCGGAUACUUCAGGACAUUUUCUGCUAAAGAAGAUACCAUUUAAAAAGGUAGAUUUUAUCAUGGUACUUUUGUUAAUUGUCUUUUGAAGUGUCUGAACUUAAAAGUUUACAUUUUUCGUUUCAUAUAUAUUGCUUGUUCUAUUUCUAACAUUCCAUAAAUAUACUUGAAAUGUUAUUUAAAUAUAUUCAAAAGAAAUUUGGAUUCUGCUUAUAUAAUAACGCUUGAAUAUUGGAAUUAUAUAUUUGAAAAAUGCACUUGAAAUACACUGGAUAAUGACUUUUUGUGAUUUAGAUUUUAAUUUCUGUUGCUGAUUUUAUUUAAUUACAAGCUAAUAAAUGAAGUAAAAUAAAUAUUGUUAAGCGUUUCAAAACUGGAUCAAGUUUUCUAUUUGAAAAUAUGGCCAAUGUAAUGUUUUGCAAAUCAUAAGGGAGCAGCCCUUUUCCUACCGACUAGUUUUGUAGGAGAAGAAAAUAUUGGUGUAUUAUAUGCACCACAAAUUCGUGUGGUAAUUAACAGAGCAACACUUUCUUCAGGCAUCAGAAAAUAAAUUUACUUUUGAAAGAUUCGCUAUACCAGGUUAAUGUUUCUGCAUGGUUUUGAACAGUACUGAGGAAACAAAACACAGCACUGAAGGAGAGGCUACUGAAUGAGCAAUGAGUUUGAUUCCUGACAAAAAUCAAUAUUUUGGAGCAAGUAGUAAUAAAGAAGAAAGCAAAAUUUACAGGUGAAGAGGUCAAGCCAGUAGCAAUAAAAUGAAGAACAAUAUAACUUCCGACCUACAGAUCCACUAUGGAUGUAACAAGGUUGCAAGUUGCAUCUGUAGAAAUCAACUCCCUGUGUUCAAAGGGCAUUCAAAGAGAAUAGCAUGUGCACAUCCAUAAAACUGUAAGUGAUCACAGACUGUCUGUUCAUACUCCAACAUAUGAUUAUUCAGAACGUAUAUUUCCUUAAAAUAUUUUAAGAUUAAAAUGCAAAAUAAUAU